GGGGCUGGAGCUAUUUCACACGACCGAAACUAAAACUGGGGAUUACCCUGUACAGAUGCUGUUCGUAAAAAUCGUCUAACAAGUGUAGAAAAGCUUAUGGAAGGUACAAGGUUCAGCCUAUUUCACUCCUCUAAAGUACAAGGUACAACUGAGCUCGCCCAUAUAAGGAGCCACAUAGCUGAACUUAAUGCAUCUUGCUUAGAGAGUUAGAGCAAAGACGAUCACUUUAAAGGCUCGCGGAACAUAAUAAAUAAAUAACAUCACGCAUUAGUGGAAAGAGAAGAGACCUCUGCGACUGAGGACGGAGCACUCUUUAUCUCUAACAAAAGUUCAUUCCGGUGGCUACAGUCACGCAGCGCUGUCCGUCAGAAAGGGUGAACACAAAUUUUCAUUACAUGUGUGGGACCUGUUUAGUGUGUUCAGAGCGACAGAAAAAGGACAGUCAUUUACCCAUGAUCAAGAUAAUGAGCCGCUUAUGUAUUGCCUGGCCAGACUAAUAAGAGUACAAUUCGAAUCGUGUUUUAAAUAUCAGACGUCAAAGAAGCUAGCAAGGAAAUAACAUCAGUUACACCGUCUAUCAGUAAAUACAAUUGGCAAGGAUCCAACAUGUCAGAUGAAAUUCCUUUGCGAACCCAGCAGUCAUGUACUGAAGACGAAUAUUACAAAAUACAUGUGUUUAGCUACGCACGGCCAGCCACAAAUGGCGGUACAGGGUCACUUAAACAACUGGUUUUGUUUAUCACAAAAGCCUUGGAAGAUUCUGGGCAGUUAGAUAUAAUACAGCAGCUUGAUCAAGGUAUGGUCAACGUACGGUCUGUAUACACAGAUAGUUUUCGUUGGAGGAAAAGUGAGGGUACCAGGCUUCUUGCACAAUUAAUCAUGGGAGAUUUCCAAGCUGAAAAGAAGGUCGACAGACUUAAAAUCGAAGAAAUGAAACUUGGGGAGAAUUUUGUUUUUACCUUGCCCAAGAGUAAUGCGUCUUUCAUGACAGUGGAGGCAACACUAAUGAACGAGAGCCGAGAUAUCAUUUUUCAAGCGAGAGAGUUGGACCUGGAGCUUUCAACUUUUCAAGGCGAGACACGCCCUGCCGUUGAAAACGAGCAUGAAGGAAAUCAACCACUUGAAAUGGAGGCAUGAUACAGGAUUAAACAACUGUUUCUUAGCUCUUAUUUUUAAUUUUGGAGGAAACUCAUUGUUUAAUUUGUUUGGCUAGACGCAAUGAGUACAGGUGACCAUAUGAUUUCGAGAGUCAGUUCAAAUUGAUAAGUAAGACCAAUUUUCUCAACGACCAAAACAAUUGCCUACGGACCUCGUUGGUUGUAUAUCAUCUCAUAUCCAACAAGCCCGAGUAGAAAAGUGUAAUUAAAAACGCCCCAAACUUUAUUUUGUAAGAACAAACAGAAUUUUAAAAUGUACAAAAACAGUUCCGAUUUAACUCGUCCUAUUGCUUGCGCAUGGUAUACUGGCUCAUAACUCAUGACGGCUAAACCAAUGAAAACUCUCUAAUUGCAUUAUCCAAUGAUCAGGAUAUUCCAUACCA
Molecule: messenger RNA, 1540 nt
Organism: Pocillopora damicornis (cauliflower coral)
Lineage: Eukaryota; Metazoa; Cnidaria; Anthozoa; Scleractinia; Pocilloporidae
Source: RefSeq, a predicted model, not a curated record